Molecule: messenger RNA, 6430 nt
Organism: Anopheles stephensi (Asian malaria mosquito)
Lineage: Eukaryota; Metazoa; Arthropoda; Insecta; Diptera; Culicidae
Gene: bon
Product: E3 ubiquitin-protein ligase TRIM33
Exons: 14
Coding region: 695-4471 (1258 amino acids)
Biological process (GO): positive regulation of DNA-templated transcription
Cellular component (GO): nucleoplasm; chromatin
Molecular function (GO): protein binding; ubiquitin-protein transferase activity; zinc ion binding
Source: RefSeq, a predicted model, not a curated record
CGGAUUAGCCGGUUUAAGCGAUGCACAACAAUCGACUCCAUCACUGACGCGUGUGGAGGAAGUGUUGUGUAUGUGUGAGAGUGUGUGUGCGCGCGUUCGGUUGCGUGCGUGCCGUGUUGCCGUGGUUCCGCUGCUGUCAGAAGAAAAAAGCGUGUAUGGAUGAGUGCGCGCGUGUGUGUGCGUUUGAUACGAAUGGCAACAUAGCAAGCGGCGUUCCGUUCUGUUGCCUUUCCGUUUCUCUGUAGUUGAGCCGCAGCUCCGCAUCAGCAACGCAUGCUGAUUUAUGACAACAAACACUACUAGGGCAAGAAGCUUGCUGUGCGUGAGGUCUUUCCCAAAAGCAGGCGCGUGUGUUUGUUUGUGUGCGUGUCUGCAAAAGGAUCGAAUCGCUCGUUUGGAAGAAAGUGACGGCGAAACGGAAAGCUGAGUUUUAGUUUUCCAAUUUGUGAGUCUUGUGGGAAAAUUUCCAGUUGAAAGUGUGUAAUCGGUUAAGUGCUUUGUGAAAGUAUGUUGCAAGUUUAAUCGGCCGGGAAAGGGUGAAAGGCUCUAGGGGCUUUGCAUCUUUAAUAGAAAGGUCCUCCCUGUGUUCUGAAACAGCGUGUGUGGCGGCCAAGGUCGGGUGGCAAAGAAAGGAAAGGUCGUAUAGGUUAUUUUGUGGAGAGGUUUUGAUUAAUCAGGCACAGUUGAAUGUCUCAUGGCAGCAUCGGCAGGCAACAUGGAAACCGACGAUCUUAGUGAUACAAUGAACGAUUUUCUCCCGCUGUUGCCGGAAAACAUCAAGCAGGAGCUGUUUGAUGCCACCGAUAAGGGGAACCUGUGCGACAGCGUUGAAAAUAAGAUUGAUGAAGCGGAAACGGCUAAUGAACCACCGGCACCGUCAAAGUGCGUCUGGUGCCAGCAAACGCUCACGCCGAACGAUCAUCCGAAGCUGCUCGAGUGUCUGCACAUUGCCUGUCACGCGUGCGUCAAGCAGAAGAUCACGGAUUUGUCGCACAACUCGCCGCUCAUGUGUCCGGUGUGCAAGAUGGAAAGCCGGCUCGAGUACAUCAUCGACAACGUGUUCCUGAGCGAAACGUCGUCGGCGAGCGGCGAGGACAAUCCGGGCAGCGUGGAGUCGACGAAGGAUCAGAUCAAGUGUAGCAGCUGCAGUGACGAUGCGAACGCCACCUCUUGGUGCGUGGAGUGUGCCGAGUUUAUAUGCGACAGUUGCGUGCAGGCCCACCAGCGGCUAAAGAUCACGAAGGAGCACACGAUCAAGCCGAAGGAGGCGGCGUGCAGCGAGCAGACGGGCAGCAAUGGGCUGGCCGGGAAGAAUAUCAUGUGCCACAUGCACCCACAGGAAAAAUUGUCUCUCUAUUGUGAAACGUGCGAUCGGUUGACCUGCCGCGACUGUCAGCUGCUCGAUCACCGAGACCACAAGUACAAGUUCGCCAACGAAAUUGCCAGCGAAACGCGCAGCAGCCUCAGUGCGCUGUUGAGCGAAAUCAGCUACAAGAAGGUGCUGCUGUCCAGCGCCAUGAAGGUAAUCGACGAUCGGCAGGCGCAGAUCAGCGAGAAGAAGAAGGAGCUGUCCAAAGAGAUCGCCGAUCUGGUGGUAAAGCUUACGAAUGCGGUCAACACGCGUGGCAAGCAGCUCGUGUACCGGUUAAAUCAGGUUUGCGACACAAAGCUGCAGGUUUUGAACGAGAAAAAGGAAGCGCUUCAGCUGCUCUCGGGACACACGGACCAUUGUAUAGAGUUUGUGCAGACGGCGCUUGACAAGGGUAGCGACAGUGCCGUUCUGUACAGCAAGAAAACGCUAGCCCGACACCUGCAGAAGGUAAAAAGCCAGCGGGCUGAUAUUCCCAACCCGGAGAUCCCGGUUCGUGUCCAGCUGUAUCUUUCCAACGUCCCCGAGCUACAGAGCGUGAUCCAACGCAUCGGAACGAUACUAGUCGAUGGGAAGGUGUACCCACCAUCACCGGCGCCAAGUCCCCAAGGGCCACCCGUACCCGGCCCCGGUCCGAUUACACCUCAAAGUAGAAGCAAGCAACCGAGCCCAAACAUAACACCGCCCUUGAGGCCCGGUAUGCCGGGUCCCGGUAUGACGACGCUUUCCUCCAACGGCCCGGGUGGUGGUGGACCGGGUGGAGGAGGUGGCGGUGGUGGCGGUGGAUUCUCACAGGUGCCUCCCAUGUAUAAUGGAAGCAGCGGGGUACCGGUUGGCGCUCCAUUCCCGCCCAAUCAUCCGAUGAACCGAUCGUUCCCGCAGGAAAAUGGACCAGGUCCGGGCCCAGGUUUUGGACGGUUCGGUCAGAUGGGUCCACCGAUGGGCAUGCCACCGCAGCAGCAUGUCAGCUCCUCGACACAUCCACAAAAUAUGGACAUUAGUUUGCGUAACUUAUUGAAUCAAAAGUCGAGCGGGCCUCCGCUUCCACCGGGCGGCCUAACGGUCGGCGGUGGUUCGGGUGGUACCGGGGUCGGUAGUGGCAUUGGUGGUGGUUCCGGGGGUGGUAGCGGUGGUUGUGGCAAUGCUGGGGGACACGCGGGCAACAGUAAUGCCGCCGGCAGUAACAGUAACGCUCUGGCUAAUAAUCAAUUUACUGCCACAGCAAACUUCAUGGGCAGCGGUGUGUCGCCGGGUGGUUCGGGCGGUGGCGGCCCACCAUCGCACCGUCUCGCGAACCAGCUAGGUGGUCCGGCAAAUUUUUUGGGUGGCCCCGGUGGUGCACACCAAAGCUUCAAUCAACCGCCGCCCGGCGGACCACCUAACAGUGGAGGAAUGGGCAUGGGCGGGGGAGGAUCGGCCGCGGCAGCAGCAGCCGUCGCCGCCGCGGCACGCUUUCAAUCCUUUCCCCGUUUCGCGAUGCCACCGUCGAUGCGACACAUAAUGGGUAAUCAGAAUUCGUCCACCUUACUGACACCAAAGCAACAGUCGCUGCGCUAUCCGGGACAACAAACGCAACCAGGAUACAGUCCAAACUCACCGCAACCGCCUCAGCUACCACCGCAGCUUUCCGGUGCGCCCGUUCCAGGAGCCGGUGGUACGGGUAGCGGUGGUGGCGGUGGUGGUGGAGGAGGAGGCGGAGGAGGAGGUGGGGGAGGAGGUGGUGGAGGUGCUAAGUGGCAUAUUCCCCAAAAUAUGCAGGCACAGCAGAACAAUGGCUUCUGUGGUCCCUCAGGAUUACAUCUGUUUGGAAACGGACCGAAUGAAUCGUUUAAAAUUCCACUGAAAUCGCCCGAUACGAUGCGAAACGCAAUGCUGCUCAAUGGAAGUGGUUCGUCCGGAGGUACUCUUUCCCUUGGUGGACACGGUGGAGGAGGCAGUUCGUCCAGCUCCAUUGGUAGUUCCCUGCAUCAUCAUCACCAUCAUCACCAUAAUCAGCAGCAGCAGCAGCAGCAACAGCAACAGCAACAACAGCUCCAACAGCAGCAGCAUCAGCAGCAACAGCAACAGCAGCAGCAACAGCAACAACAACAGCAACAACAGCAACAAUUACACAGUCAACAACAGCUACAGAAUCAUCUACAGCAACUACAAAAUGCUCUUCCAAAUGUGUCCUCCACCAACCCGAAGACGCCAAGCCCGAGCACGAACGAGCCCGGGAAAGAUUUUGCCGAAUCGAUCGACAAAACGUGCGAAGAUUCGGUAAACGAUCUAAUGGCCACCAUAGCGAAGCUAGACUCGAACGGUGUGCAAGUGCUGCCCGAAGGACAUCGUGGCAAAACGACGUCUCCACAGGUUCACAGUUCCACGGACCUUAACUCCAGCGCCGGAACCGUGGUUAGUGGUUCGAGCUCGGUCGCCGGUUCUACCGGUGGGCCGAACAACAGCGCAACCAUCGUGCUGGACGACAAAAACCUGCCGAAGGAUCUCGACCCCAACGAGGACUGGUGUGCGGUGUGCAUGGACGGUGGCGAGCUGAUGUGCUGUGAUAAGUGCCCGAAGGUCUUCCACCAAACUUGCCACAUACCGGUGAUCGAUUCGCUGCCGGACGAGAGCGAAACAUGGCAGUGUUUGCUGUGCUACAACUUUGCUGAUUUACCGCCCGAACCGACGGGAGAAAAGCGCAACAUAGGAAUAACCCCGCUGGAGCUGAAGAUUCUGCAACGGAUUGUGCUGGAGCUGUUCUGCCAGUACGAAACCAGCAUGCCCUUCCGUCAGCUCGAGCCGGACACCAACAAGGCGUAUUAUGACAUUGUGCGAAAUCCAAUUUCGCUGACGAUCAUACGCGAGAAACUAGAAAUGAGCAAUAAUGACCAUUACACGGACAUUGUUUCGUUUAUCGCCGAUGUGAAGCGAUUGUUCGACAACGUUUAUCUCUACUAUCAGGAGGACAGCAUGACGUACAAGAAUGCACGCAAGCUGGAAAAGUUCUUCGAACAGCAGCUGUCGAAGUGGUUACCAAAGUAUCUCGAGAUCGAUUGCUACGCCGACGACUACCAUCUGCAGAACGCAUCGAAACGCGUCAAGAACCACCAAGACGACUAACAGUCACUGCAACCCGUGGACGGUGAACCGAUGAUGCAGCAAGCGACACACUCGGAUCUGCAUUUGGACGAACAGCUGUGCGAUCUACAGCCGGAAGAUUUGUCCCUUCACGCCAACGGUGGUGACGAUCUGCAAGCCAUCGCUGAAACGGUGUCCGAACAAAAAACUACCGAUGAGCUAGCGAAUGCACUGCUGUGGAAGCAGGAAACCGAGUCGUUAACGGAAGAAGGUAAGGAAGGCGCGAGUUGCGUAAUGGAGGACGCGAUUGGUGGAAAGGGAGAAUGUAAAGAAACGACCGAAAGGCCUAGUUCACGGCAGAGCGAAACGCCAGCAGUGACAGCGGACGUAUUGGGAACUGCUCGUGACAUUACCAUCACCACCUCGGUCCAAGAUUCGGCGACAACGACGGCGUCAUCUGACGGGACGGUUGUGGAAAGGAUGGAUGAAGCAAUAGCCGCACCAACCGAAACGGUGCAGGAGAAUCUGUAAUACGGUGCGUUCCUUGCCGACAGGUAAACGUGGAUCAACGUCGAUGUACAUAUACACAUAGCAUUUAAAGGCGAAUGUCUUCGUGAAAUUGCAGCAACGAUCAUGAUAAUUGAUAUUUGUAGAAUCGUACAAUCGUGCAUGACAAAGUGGAUUUAAAGUGAGGCGUGUGUACAGAAACGGAACGGCGGCCGACUGUGUGCAUUUCCCGUUUUGAGGUUGAUAGAGUGAAAAGGUUUUUGUUUUUGGUUUUUUAAUAUUUCUUCUUUAGAUGAGAUUCCUUCACCAAAUUUCAUACCACAUUUGUGGUAUGAAAAAAGGGAGGGGGGGGGGGGGGGUCACAGUUUAAUAUUAUUUAUUAAUAUUUGCUUGCUUUGUGCGGAUGCGUGAGAAUAGUAGAGCGUACAGUGUUUUUGGAUUUGUAUACAUUUAGGCGCGUCAUGCGUGUUAGGGGGUAUCUUCAUUCAUUUAGUAUUUCGCAAUAAUUAUUUCAUGCUAAGGUAAGAAGCAUACAUAAGCAGCAGUUUAAGUUCCCGUACGAUUGUUUGAUGCGGCUUUACAUUUGUGUAUUGCCUCUCCCUUUGAGUCAGCCUGUGAGCAGAAUAAUUGAAAUUACGAUAGUAUGGAUAGACUCGUAAGGAUACAGUCUAAAAACUCAUGAAUUACAACAACUAGCGUUAGUAGCGACAGCAGCAUCAAGUGCUAGAAGCUAGAAACAACUCUCCCGGAAUUGAUGCUAGGUUUUUCGUAGAAUGUUACCCCACUACCGGCACUAAGUUUGGUAGGCGCGUUUCUACCCCAUUUAUUGUAUAAGGAAACUAUUUUAAAUUAGUAAGGCGACAAGUUUAGCAUCAUCUUUCAAAUAUUUCAUCCUAAACCGCUCCACGCCCAACUGCAGAAAGUAUACGAAUGUUACAAAGAUACAAUACUUUGAGAAUUGAAUUUUUCAUCCCUUCUUAACCACACACAUACAAACACUCUGCUCCAGUCGUUACGAAUAUUGGAAAGGACCGUAUGUUUUCGAUUUGAUUUGAAAAAGAUGAGCAAAAACACCCGUCAAUACACACGUGCAUAGGGCAGGAUUAUGUGUACCUCUAUGAAAACUUACCGCAUACUUCCAUUCAUCGAUAUAUUAGCAGUAGUAGUAGUAGUAGUAGUAGUAGAAGUAGUAGUAGUAGUAGUAGUAGUGUCGUAGGUUCUCCAAACACCAGCACCACGGUAUAAAACAGCAAAACAGCAAAACAUUGAACUUUCUCAAUGCUCUUAAGACAUGCAUAUAUAUAUGAUAAUAAUUAAUACUUGAUGCAAGUAAACUCGAACAAAGGACAGAUCUACGGUAGGGACCGGUAGAGGAUUUACAGUAAGCCGCUAAUGUAUGCAUCGUAAACGACAAUGAAAUGGUUAGAUUAUAGUAUUACUGCAGUGAAAUGAAAACACAACACAAACAACACAACACAGUGAAAUUGUAAACCA